CGCAGCCCUCGCGUCCCCCUCCCCCUCGUCCGCCGUUACGACCCCCGCCCACGCGCAGCCAUGGCCAUCACUAAGGAGCCCGGACAGAAGGGCGUAAACUGGUCCAACAUCGCCGUAGGUGGUAUCAUGAACAUGGUUCAGGUCACGACGCUCGGUCAACCACUUGAGGUCCUCAAGACACAAAUGGCGGCCAACCGGCAACAAACGAUGCUUCAGGCUGUUCAGACGGUGUGGAGUCGUGGUGGUGUCGCCGGCUUCUACCAGGGUCUCAUCCCAUGGGCGUGGAUAGAGGCGUCGACGAAGGGUGCCGUCCUGCUCUUCACCGCGUCCGAGAUUGAGGUCGCGACGACGGGUCUGGGCGUCAACCCCGCGGUGGCCGGUCUCCUCGGUGGUAUGGGUGGAGGCAUUGUACAGGCAUAUGCUACUAUGGGUUUCUGCACAUGCAUGAAGACCGCGGAGAUCACGCGGCACAAACAGGCAGCCACUGGGAUCAAGCCCCCGUCAACAUGGGCCGUAUUCGCAGACAUUUACCGUCGGGAAGGUAUUGCGGGCAUCAACAAGGGCGUGAACGCGGUCGCAGUCCGGCAAUGCACGAACUGGGGAUCGCGGAUGGGUUUCGCGCGUCUUGCGGAGGACACCAUCCGGAAGCUGAGGGGCAAGGGCGAAAACGAGAAGCUCACCGCGCCGGAGAAGAUCCUGUCUUCGUCCAUCGGUGGUGCUCUCGCCACGUGGAACCAGCCUAUUGAGGUUGUUCGCGUUGAGAUGCAAUCCAUGGCGAAAUCUGCGGAGCGCGGAGAGAAGAAGACCAUCGUCAACACGUUGGCCUACAUCUACAAGGAGAACGGUAUCAAGGGUCUGUACCGCGGUGUCACUCCCCGGAUAGGUCUCGGCAUCUGGCAGACGAUCUGCAUGGUGUCUCUCGCGGACUAUGUCAAGGCUUGGGUCAAGGGCCAAUAAUGGCCGUUCUUUCGUUUAGUUCCCGGUUCUGUUUAGAUAUCUAGAUCCAUGAGUACUCUGGAGCUUACUUCGUUAUCCUGUGCUUAUUCCUACCUUAUGCUCGUAUCAAUACGUGGAUUACUCUGCAUGCA
Trametes versicolor FP-101664 SS1 is the source of this 1088-nucleotide messenger RNA. Its product is annotated as mitochondrial carrier. Lineage: Eukaryota; Fungi; Basidiomycota; Agaricomycetes; Polyporales; Polyporaceae. The record is from RefSeq and is a predicted model, not a curated record. The transcript has 7 exons. Gene Ontology annotation, cellular component: mitochondrion. Gene Ontology annotation, molecular function: tricarboxylate secondary active transmembrane transporter activity. Gene Ontology annotation, biological process: mitochondrial citrate transmembrane transport; alpha-ketoglutarate transport. The coding region runs from base 61 to 957 and encodes 298 amino acids.